Schistosoma rodhaini is the source of this 1851-nucleotide messenger RNA. Lineage: Eukaryota; Metazoa; Platyhelminthes; Trematoda; Strigeidida; Schistosomatidae. The record is from the annotation of a GenBank genome assembly.
CUCACAAAUGCCUAGAUAAUGAUACUUGUGCAUUCAUCUAUUUAUUAGUAGAUUUAAGUUUUUUUUUUACCAAAUUUAAAAAAUAAAAAAUAAAAAAAACUUGUAAAAAACAAACUUGAGUUUGUUUUUUGUUGUUGUUGAAAGUUCUGUCGUCAAGUAAGAUGAAAUAGCCAAUCAUAAAACUAUAAAUGAGUAAGUAGUAUUGAUCACAUGUUAAACAGUACUCAAGGUUAAUAUUAAAAUGAAAAUUAAUUAUGAACAAAAGGAUUAUUAAUAUAAUAAGAAUUUGGUUUAGCUACUAUAUUACAGUUAUUUGAUAAAAGAUAUGGCAUUAAUAGAAGAUUGGCCAAUAGUUGUAGAUAAUGGAGCUGGACAUUUAAAAGCUGGUUAUGCUGGAGAUGGUGGACCGAGAAUUCUUAUUCCAAUGUUAAUAGGUAGACCAACAAAACGUUCAAAAUAUACAGAUUGGUUUGUUGGUGAACAUGCAAAUGUUCUCCGAAAUGAACUGAUUCUUAAUUGCCCUAUUUCCAAUGGAAUUGUAACGGAUAUUGACGGGUUGUCAUUAGUUUGGUAUUAUAUGUUUAUGAAGGAACUACGUACAAAUCCGGAAAAUCAUCCAGUUCUUAUUAGUGAAUAUCCUUUAUUGCCUAAAUUUAAUAGAGAAAAAUUAGCAGAAAUGGUUUUUGAGAAAUUUCAUAUGCCUGGUUUAUUCUUCACAGAUCAAUCUGCACUUGCUCUAUACGCGUAUGGGCUUACAUCAGGUUUAGUUGUUGAUGUCGGUACAGAAAUGUCUAAUAUCACACCGGUCAAUAAUACAAUUUUUAUACCGAAUGCUUUAAGGCGUCAAAAUUUGGGUGGAUCACAUGUAACUGAAUUAUUUCGAUAUAUGCUAGCGGAAGAACAUCCUAUUGCAGCCACAUCCAUUUCACGUGAUUUUGCACGACUUUUAAAAGAAAAAUUUUGUUUUAUUUCAUUAAAUCCAGAUGAUGAAAGAAAGCAAUUGAAUUCUAUCUCAAAUACACAAAAUGUACAUCAAACACCAGAUGGUCAUAUUAUACGUUUAACUAAAGAAAGAUUUAUGGCACCUGAAUUAUUAUUUUAUCCAAGACAAUCAGGUUUAAAUGGUACAACUGGACUACAAAAUAUCAUUCAUGAUUCUAUUCAAAAAUGUCCUACUGAUUUACAUCCAACAUUAUAUUCAAACAUUGUAUUAAGUGGAGGUAGUACAUUAUUUCCUGGAUUUUCACAACGUUUAGAAAAUGAAUUAAAAAAGUUGAAUUCACCAUUAAAUCAAAGAAUAUUUAUACAUAAAAAACAAAAUGAUCAAAAAUAUGCUGUAUGGAUUGGUGGUUCCAUUCUAGCCUCAUUAAGUUCAUUUAAAGAAAUAUAUAUACAGAAAAAGGAAUAUGAUGAAUUUGGUACAAGAGUUGUGCAUACAAGAUAAAAAAACCAUAUUGUAACCAUCAAAAUCAAUCAACGUAAAUUUGAAUUUAUUUUUUUAAAAAAAAAAAAAAAAAAAAAACUACAAUCAAAGUUUAUAAAGAUUUAAGGGAAAUAUGCAUUUUAUUGAUUGAACAUCCCCCCCCCCAAACAAACACGUACCAAUCCCCCAUUCUACAUACUUGAAUAUUCAUCACUAUCUUAAUGACAAAUUAUUCAGGUAAAUGUCAUACGUAAUGAAAAUGUUCCUUUUUUUUAAUAUAUUUUAUGUAUCUAUCCCCCCCCCCUAUUUAUUAAUUUUACAGAUUAUGUAUAAAUUAUUUUUUAAUAAUGAAGACAGUUACAAACAAGAUGAAAUUGAUGUAUAUUUAUUUUUUUAUAAUAAAAUUAUCAUAGAUAAUUCAAUUUUAG